AUGCUCGAGAGUCCUGGACUUCUUCGCACGCGCAUCUUCAAGCUCGAGCACGCUUCGCUCAUCCAGGACGAGAAGUACAAACAAGUAGACAAGGCGUCAGUGUACCAGUACAUGACGUUUUGGGAGUUCGAUAGCGAGGAGUUGCCAUGGGAGAUCUUGUCAUGGCAGGUCGGACAAUUUCUGGUAAAUAACAUCUAUCCCGACAUCGAGGACGCGGACUCCCCGGCCGUCAUGGGGGCGAAGAUCAUCGUAACCCCGGUCGCACAGGAGACGUGA
This is a messenger RNA of Alternaria incomplexa, 276 nucleotides long. RefSeq lists its product as uncharacterized. Lineage: Eukaryota; Fungi; Ascomycota; Dothideomycetes; Pleosporales; Pleosporaceae. The record is from RefSeq and is a predicted model, not a curated record. The coding region runs from base 1 to 276 and encodes 91 amino acids. The transcript is spliced from 2 exons.